AGCUCCACCUGCCCCCCCAAUCCCCUAGCCCUCAUUUCCCUGAGGUAAACUCCAGCCUUUCCCCUUCCGUCAAGUUGGACGGGCUCCUUUCUUCCUUUCUUCCCCUCUUCCUCCCGCGCACAUUCCCAGCCGCGCGCCCCCUCCCUGCCCUCCGCCCACCUCGGCUGCACCGUUCUCCCCGCAGGCACCCUCUUUCCCCUUUUGGGCCUAUGGAGCCCAACUCCUGGCAAGCCGCUUGGGCAAGAAUGGCCUGCGCGGUGAAGUCGCCAAGGCCGCCAUCUUGCUCGAGGGCAACAAGCGCGGGCGUCGCGCGCGCUGGAUGGGACGGGGCCAAGCGAGCAUGCGCGCGAGAGAGAAGGGGCGCGGAAUAAGCAGGAGGGGGCGGUGCCAGACCACGCACGAACUCCGAGCAGCCGACCAAUCAGCGAGCACGAUCGGCCCUUCCUUCUCUCCUACUUUGCUCUUCCCGGAAGAGGAAGGCAGCCAGUUGCUGCCCGAGGGAGGAGGUGGAAGAAGCGCCCUCGCUGUGCAUGCUGCUUCAAUCAGUCUGUGUCCCUGCAGUGAGGAGCUUGCAGUCAGCGUUCAAAGCAGAUGACGGUCCACAAUUUGUACAUCUUUGACCGCAACGGCAUCUGCCUGCACUACAGCGAGUGGAACCGUAAGAAGCAAGCUGGCAUCUCCAAGGAGGAGGAGUUCAAGCUGAUGUAUGGCAUGCUCUUCUCCAUCCGCUCCUUCGUGAGCAAGAUGAGCCCCGUGGACAUGAAAGAUGGCUUCCUCUCCUUCCAGACCAGCAAGUACAAGCUGCACUACUACGAGACCCCCACGGGGCUCAAGGUGGUCAUGAACACAGACUUGGGGGUGGGCAGCAUCCGGGACGUGCUGCAUCAGAUCUAUAGCUAUUUCUACGUGGAGUACGUGGUCAAGAAUCCGCUCUGCAGCUUGAACGAGACCAUCCAGAGCGAGCUCUUCCGGAGCAAGCUGGACGGCUUCAUCCGCGGCCUGCCCUUCUUCUCGGCCCGCGCAGGCUAACUGCUCACCUCCCCGCAGGACUACAUCUCCCAUGAUGGGUACAGACUGUUGUAAGAUGGCGGGGAGGGGCUUCGCAGCCUCUCUGCAGGGCAUGCAUCCAAGAUCCAUAGCAAUGCAAUUGCCACCCAGAACUGGACUCUGUGCUGGACAUUCGUCUUUUGCAUAUUUGUAUUUCCCUCCUGAGAGCUGUUCCUUGUCCUUUUGACCAUUCUCCACCCCCCCUCCUUUUUCCCCAGAGUCCUUUGCCAGCCAGGACCUGUUCCCUUCUAUUUAUAGUGCCUGCUGUCGUCUUUGACGCAUCUUUCCCUCCUCCCCUGCCCCCAACUCCUAUUUAUAGCCAGACUCUUCUGCCUUUCCAGUUCGGCGCUCUCCCAGCCUGGGCACGGCAUGGAGUACCCAGGGGCUGCUUGGACACAAGAGGGAGGCCGCUGCGGCAGCAGCAAAUGCUUCCCAAAUCCAUGUCCCAGAAAGACGGGUUAGGGAUCCCGUUUCUCAUUUCCACUGCCGGGAAGGGCCGACACGCCCCAGAGGCUGUCUAUAUUGGGGGUUCUCCAACUUGGGUUCCCAGAUGCUGUUGGACUACAACUCCCAUCAUCCCCCAGCCUUGAUCAUUGUGGCUGGGGAUGAUGGGAGUUGUAGUCUGGUGAUAUCUGAGGGCUCCCCCCCCCCCGUUUGAGAAGCCCUCCUCUCUACCCUUUAUCGGAACUGACUUCUGUGAAUUAACCCUUGGUGGUGUGUCUUGAGCUUAAAAGCGUGAGAUGGGGCUCAGCUUCUUGUAAAGUAGCCCGCCCGCCCCCCCCCACACACACACCCCUCUGAAACAUGCAGCACUCUAAGGAGCCAGCCAUGCUGAGAAUGGCCCCCUCCCUACAGCCCUGGUGAAGAGGUGCGCUUGCUUGAUUCAAAGGCCAAGCGGCUGGGGCACGGGCUCCGAUGGGUCCCAGCCCACAAGAAGCCCAGCGGAUGGGAGGCCGGGCCGUUUCUUUUUUCUUCUUUAAUUAAUUGGCCCAACUAGCAUGUUAAAAUGUUGGUCACAAGCGUCUGUGUCACGUGGCACUCUUCCCCGGGCUUGCAUGGGCAGAGCACACAAGGAGAACGAAGGCACUCGGCAGCUGUACCUGCGGGCUCGUAAUUAAGUGCCUGCACUUACGAACAUCAUGCUGCUUUGUCCUGAAAGGACGCGGACUCGGCUGGUUGAACCGUGUGUGGUGGGGAGCGGGGCGGUUUCCUUCCAAAUGUCUUGAGCUUCUGGAAGAGUUCUCUGUGACUUGGGCUUUUUCCCAGCUUUUUAAAUAUAAGUUGAUUGGAAUUAAAGAUCUCCUGCCCCUCC
This is a messenger RNA of Hemicordylus capensis (graceful crag lizard), 2359 nucleotides long. RefSeq names its product trafficking protein particle complex subunit 1 (gene TRAPPC1). NCBI's taxonomy places the organism in Eukaryota, Metazoa, Chordata, Lepidosauria, Squamata, Cordylidae. The record is from RefSeq and is a predicted model, not a curated record. The transcript has 6 exons. The coding region runs from base 592 to 1029 and encodes 145 amino acids. Gene Ontology annotation, cellular component: TRAPP complex. Gene Ontology annotation, biological process: endoplasmic reticulum to Golgi vesicle-mediated transport.